Messenger RNA from Hirsutella rhossiliensis, 1218 nucleotides. Its product is annotated as aminotransferase class-V domain-containing protein. The record is from RefSeq and is a predicted model, not a curated record. The coding region runs from base 1 to 1218 and encodes 405 amino acids. Lineage: Eukaryota; Fungi; Ascomycota; Sordariomycetes; Hypocreales; Ophiocordycipitaceae. The transcript has 2 exons.
AUGCUGUUCAGCGAAGAAGCCAUCCGGGCCGCGUUCCCGGCCCUCGUCCAGCAGCAGCAGCAGCAGGGCGGCCAGGUGCUGCUCGACAACGCCGGCGGCAGCCAGGCCCUCGGCAGCGUCGCCGACUCCGUGCGCGACUACCUGGCCGGCGCCCGCGUCCAGCUCGGCGCCUCGUACGCCGCCAGCCGCGCCUGCGCCGCGCGCUUCGCCGCCGCCCACGACGCCGCCGCGCGCUUCGUCAACGCCCGCGCCGUCGACGAGGUCGUCUUCGGGCCCUCGGCCACCCAGCUGCUGCGCAACCUGUCCCAGGCCCUCGACUUCCGCCCGGGCGACGAGCUGGUCGUCUCCGCCAUCGACCACGAGGCCAACGUCGCGCCCUGGCUGGACCUUGCCCGCCGCCAGGACCUCGUCGUCCGCUGGUGGCGCCCGCCGCCCGACACCCCCGAUCCGCACCUGAGGCCCGAGCAACUCGCCGCCCUGCUGUCGCCGCGGACGCGCCUCGUCGCCUUCACCCACGCCAGCAACGUCCUCGGCACAAUCACCGACGUCAGGGCCGUCGCCGACGAGGCCCACAAGGUCGGCGCCCUCGUCUGCGUCGACGGCGUCGCCUUUGCGCCCCAUCGCCCCGUCGACGUCCAGGCCCUCGGCGUCGACAUGUACGUCUUUUCCUGGUACAAGGUCUUCGGCCCCCACGUCGCCACCCUCUACGCCAGCUGGGGCGCCCAGGCCCAGCUGCGCUCGCUCGGCCACUUCUUCAACCCGUCCCUGACCCUCGCCGACAAGCUGGGCCUCUCGGCCGCCAGCUACGAGCUCUGCCAGGCCGUCACCCACGUUGUCGACUACCUCGGCCCCUCGCCCGCCUCCGACAUGUGGAGCGCCAUUGUCGGCCACGAGUACAAGCUGCAGUCGGCUCUGCUUGCCGCUCUCCGCGACAUGCCCGCGUGCACCAUCUACGGCGUGCCCCAAGCCGACCCGCACCUGCGCGUUGCCACCGUCAGCUUCACCGUCCGGGACUGGGACUCCAAGGACUUCGUCGAGGCCGUCGAAAAGGUCUCCAACUACGGCUUCCGAUGGGGCGCCUUUUACUCCAGCAGGCUGGUCCGCGACACCCUGCGCCUGGGCGAGCACGGCGUCGUGAGGGUGAGCAUGGUGCACUACAACACGAUGGACGAGGUCAACGGCCUGAUCAAGGUGCUGGAAAGGGUUGUUUCAAGAUGA